AUGUUGGCCAGAUCCGUCCUUGCUUUCCUCUUCCUCGCUCUCUGCAGCGUUGUCGCGGCCUUGCCUCCUGCAUGUCUGCUCGAGGUGGUCAGCUCCGGCGGACAUCCCGGUGACUUCGACCACCUCUGCGGUUCUGGCAGUGAUGGCGUCCAGAAGGAGAUUGCCCAGAAAUGCGGGAGCAGCACCAAGGAAGCCCUGCAGUCCUACAAGCAGUCUUGCGGUGAGGCCGGAUUCAAGAUCACUCUCAUUCAUGCCAACACUACCUCUUCCUCCUCGCCGUCUCAGACUUCCUCCGUCUCCGGCUCCGGCUCCCGCCCCAGCUCUGGCUCUGGCUCCAAGCCCAGCUCCGGCAUGGGAUCGUCUCCCACCAGCACCACGCCUCCAUACACCGAGUCCAACGUCGGCUCGCUCCAGAAGGCCGACUCGGUGUUCAUCGCUCUUGUUUUUGCCAUUGUCGGAGCCCUUGCCAUGUAG
Molecule: messenger RNA, 474 nt
Organism: Trichophyton benhamiae CBS 112371
Lineage: Eukaryota; Fungi; Ascomycota; Eurotiomycetes; Onygenales; Arthrodermataceae
Product: GPI anchored cell wall protein, putative
Exons: 3
Coding region: 1-474 (157 amino acids)
Source: RefSeq, a predicted model, not a curated record